AUGAUUGGAGCGUCAUGGAUAGCAAGACGCUCAUUAUGGAUCGUUGCAGUCCUAGUGGUAUGUAUACUGUCACACUUACCCGUUGCUGGAGCCACACAGCCGCAAUCAAAGCCUUGCCAAUUUUACGAGAAAUCGUUGACGAAGGAAUAUAUCGCGCAAUUACACGAUUACGACGCACUGGAGACCCAGGAGCAGCUUGUUAGUAGCUGUAUCAGCUCCACCGCGUUCAAUGUUGCUCUGGAGAUCGCUGAAAGAUCCGAAUUCGCGCGACACGCGCCCACAGACUUUGUCCUGUUGCGCAUAUUUUCCUGUGGUGUUUGUCAUGCCUAUGAAUGGUCAAUGCAAAAUUACACCGCUACAGAUCAGAUAAAAGCUAUCCGAACGAACAAAGAGUACAGGAAUGUAGGUCUACUGGGGCUGGACAAGCAGCGGGCAAGCAAACGAACGUUGAAUGAGCCUACGAGAAAAUUGUCCGGAUUGAGGAAAGAAUCAACGCUUCUGGUGGACGAUUUAGGGGUGAGAGAGCUAUGGGAACGAGGAUUUAAAGGACAAGGAGUGAAAGUGGGGGUGUUCGAUACGGGAUUGUCGUCGAAGUUGACGAAUGUGAAGGAGAAAAUUAAUUGGACACAUGAGCCAAAGAACACCGACACGGUGGGCCAUGGCACAUUCGUUGCCAGCGUGAUUAGCGGGACGGAUGCGAGAUGUCCGGGCAUUGCACCCGAAGCAGAGUUAUUCGUAUUUCGAAUGUUUACCGGGGAGCAGCUUUCGUUCACGUCGUGGUAUCUUGAUGCGUUUAAUUAUGCGUUAUUCAAGGGGAUUCAUGUUCUGAAUUUGAGCACAGGAGGACCUGACUUCCAAGAUCUGCCGUUUGUGGAUAAAGUUAAGGAACUAGCGGCGCAUGGUGUUAUCCUGGUAUCUGCAGUCGGGAAUGAUGGGCCUCACUAUGGCUUGCUGUCCAAUCCAGCGGAUCAAAUCGAGGUCAUCGGUGUAGGUGGGGUCACUAAGAACAACGAGAUCGCUGAGUUUUCAUCACGUGGAAUGACGACGUGGGAACUUCCGUUCGGAUCUGGCCGCGUGAAGCCUGAUAUUGUUACGCUAGCUGAAGAUGUUCCUGGGGCGGAUGCCUCUGGUGGGUGUAAAAUGCUGUCUGGAACAAGUGCGUCAGCUCCGAUUGUAUCGGCGUCAAUAGCUGUUCUGGCGUCCAUAAUCCCUGCGGAAGAAAGGCGGAACCUGCUGAACCCAGCGUCGAUAAAGCAGAUUUUACUUGAAAGUGCCGACAAACUCGCAGCUCGCCACGAUUCUGAGUAUGUGGUUCGAAACCACAUUUUCGAGCAAGGGAAUGGCGCUCUGAACAUCUCCAAAGCCAGCGAAAUGGUGGAAAAACUAUGGACGAGCUUUCAAAUCGCACAAAAUGCCACACGAACAGACACCGAGGUCGCUCCGAACGUCCUGAAGCCAAGCUCUUUCUCAGACAGAGUCAACCUGACAGACUGCCCUCGAAUGUGGCCGUACUGUUCGCAGCCACUUUAUCACAGUGCGUUGCCUCUUAUGGUCAAUUUGACGAUCAUGAACCCUGCAUCUGUCGUGGGUAGAAUCCGGAACCCUCCACAGUGGAUAAAUGGCAAUAACGGUGAGCAUUUGACGAUCUCGACGACGUCAUCUUCUGCGAUAUGGCCGUAUUUUGGCUCGAUUGGCGUCUUCAUCGAAGUCAAAGAGAAAGCUGCUGCCUUUGAGGGAAUUGCGCAGGGAACACUGCGACUGGAACUGGACAACGGCAACCACGUGGACGAGCUGCUUAUCCCAGUGACUGUCAAGAUUAUUCCUACUCCACCUGCGUCCAAACGAAUUUUGUGGGACCAGUUCCACAAUAUCCCCUACCCGUCUGCGUUCGUGCCGCGAGACAACCUCGAAAACCAGCGUGAUCUCAUGGACGUAGCAGGCGAUCACCCACACACGAACUAUUACCAAACGUGGAACUUUUUGACUGGCGAAGGUUUCUUCGUGGAGAUCUUACCGUUUGAAUACUCGUGCUUGGAUCUCGGGAAAUACGGCGUUGUCAUGGUUGUCGACCCCGAGGAAGAAUUCUUUCGAGAUGAAAUUGUGGCACUCCAAGCUGCAGUCAAGUAUUCGAAGGUGUCGCUUAUCGUGUUUGCUGACUGGUACGACAACCGCAUGCUGGAUUCUCUGCAGCUUUUUGAUACGAGCACAUUAAGCAAAUGGCACGCUAUCACUGGUGGGUCGAAUGUCCCUGCUAUUAACGAGCUGCUGCGUGAUUUCCACAUCGCAUUUGGAGACGGUGUGGUGCACAGCUCGAGUAUAUCACUCAUGGAUUCAGGCAACGACUCGUCGUUCCCGUACUGGUCUGGAUCGUACCUCACGAACUUCCCUGUAGGAGGAUAUCUGGGCUAUAUCGACGCUGUCGAUCAAAGCGCCAAAACGUUGAAUGGGUCCGAGAAAACACUGGUGGACGUUCCGGUGCUGGGACUUUACGAAGUGCCUUCCGUCUACGGUGGUCGCAUUGCGGUGUUCGGAGACAGCUCGUGUCUCGACUCUAACGUGCACCCUGCAGCGAAAUUCCGCCACUGUUUCGGAAUGUUACGGACAAUAUUACGUUUUACGAACGACGCUGUGCUCCCACUUGCAGUCUCUCCACAGGACGAAUCAGUCAGCGCAGGACUGCAACGUCUCGAGUUGGAAUUCGUCGCCGACAAGUCACAGUUGCACCCUCUUGAGGACUUGCAAGACGAAGACAUUUGGCACCUACGUGCUCGCUACAAUGAGUUUGCGAAACACUCCAAAGUGCUCCAAGCCAGUCAAGGAAAGGCAACGCAUCGUAGUUUCUGCAAGUUCUACGCCAAGGAGAAAUGUGUCGAGGCAACUGCAGCGCCUGUUACCUGA
Messenger RNA from Phytophthora infestans T30-4, 2898 nucleotides. RefSeq names its product membrane-bound transcription factor site-1 protease, putative. Gene Ontology annotation, biological process: proteolysis. Lineage: Eukaryota; Oomycota; Peronosporomycetes; Peronosporales; Peronosporaceae. The record is from RefSeq and is a predicted model, not a curated record. The transcript has 4 exons. Bases 1 to 2898 code for a protein of 965 amino acids. Gene Ontology annotation, molecular function: serine-type endopeptidase activity. Gene Ontology annotation, cellular component: Golgi apparatus.